UAAAUAAAGUUAUUUUUAAAUCAAUAACUACUGAUUUCAGCACCGAAAGAGUAGCCCGCAAGUAGAACAAUGUCGUGUUUAAUUUCGGGCUAUUCGUUGGGUGUUGAAAUCAGUAGGUUUAGAUAAAAACGUAAUUUGAAGUGACGUCGGAGCUCUAGUAUGCCCACACAAAUCCAUCGUAAAUCGUGGAAUUGCGUUUAAUCGGCUAUGCUAAGGCUUGAAAGUCAAGUCCAUGAUUUUCCAAUGAUGAGGGAUAAGAAUUUGCCAAAUAUAUUAUUUUGUGAUAUUAUAAUUAUACUGUAUAGGCAUGCUGGUUAGAUAUACAUAUGGACACCAUCGCUGUCAGUCAGCUGUGUUGGUGACGUUGGUGGAUGCAUGCAUUAAUGAAUGGUUUCGAUGUUUCACCAAAGGAUCCAAAGGAAUAUGCAGGCAGCUCUCCUUCCCUGUGGAUUCUAAAUUAUGUGGGCCUGAUUUUGACAGUGGUUACCUUCUGAAGAUGUGGCAUUCCAUUCUCACUUGAACUAGGCCGGGUCUUCCAUGGCCAUGUUUCGGCUCCGAGCUGUGACUGGGAGCUUCUACUUUCGCAGGUUUCUGCAUGGGGGGGCAGCGAACUGGGACCAGGUUCUGGAGCAGCUUGGUAUCUGCUCUGGUGAAGACCAAGUGUUGGAGGUGGUGGGCAAGAACAAGGCCAAACUGACUGUGAACCAUGUUGGCUGUGCCAUGGGCAUGCUCUGGCAGUUCCAGAGAGAAAAGCCACAGAUGCUGAGAACGGUUGAGUUCAUCAAAAGCCACCCAGAGUUCCUGACUCUCCGGGUGCUGGCUGAGAACAAAAUUGAGCUCAUGGAGGAUUUCACAUUGGUGGACAUACUCUACAAUGUUCUCAGGCUCAAUGUGGAACCAUAUGAUUCUCUUGUUCAGCAUUUGGUCUCAGAGGCUUGGCUUAGAUUAUACAGAUUUCCGAUGCCAUCACUGUCCAAGUUUGCUGUCUGCCUAAGUGAUCAACGUCUGCAGCACAGUCCUCUGAUGGGUCAGAUCACUGACGUUUUGAAUCAAAAACUCUCCGCAAUUGAUGAUGCAAGGAUCCUGACAACCCUGAUGGUCAGCGUGUCACCUUUGGUGUCUCCUCAUCUGCGGGAUGCACUCAUUGUAAAGGCAGAUAGUCUCCUGGACACCAUGGAUCCCUCCCACUACAACAACCCCAGGAGGGUGGUGCAGUUUCUGCGCAACAUUAAGUAUAGUUACCGUCCCCUGCUGGAGAAGUGCAACCAUAUUCUCCUGCGCAAUAUUCCCCACCUGGAUGCAGAGAACAUUAGCAUCAUCAUGGGGCUCUACCAGUCGCUGCAGUUCAACAACUGUGACUUCCGCCUGGCUGCAAAACAGAGGCUAAUGGAACUAGUGGACUCGAGCACAGACCCAUUCUCCUUCACUAAGCUGUUUGUUGCUCUUGGGCCUAUGGCAGGGCAGGACACCAAAGAGAGGCUGGAGAGUACAACACUGCUUUUGGCAGAGGAGUUUAAUGCCCAGCAGGCCCUGGUUGUGGCAGAGACACUGGAGGAGAUUCAGUGUAGAAACCUGCAUCUGAUCCAAAAGAUUGUAUCAGUAGUCCAUAAGAACCUGCAUGUCUACAAGCCCAUUGAGAUAGCCAGGAUCACACAAGCCCUGAUCCUGCUGCAGUACCAGAGUCCAGAGCUCUUCACUAAAUUAAGGAACAUCCUAGUUCACUUCUUGCAGGACAGUGUCUACCCAUAUGAAGUGACCAUGCUGACUCGUGUUCUGUCCAUGCUACCUUCACCUCAACUCGACGAAGGCGUCAUUUCACGGGUGGAGGCAGUGCUGCCCCAGUGUAAUCUGAAUGACCUCAACACCUUUGCAAUGGCCGUCGCUAAGUGGGUGCGCAAUGACCCAUCCUACCGACACAACACGCCCAGCAAGUACGUGCGUCUGCUACAGACACUGAACCGCUGUGGGCAUGAGCGUCUGCUCAAGGCUGACCGCCUGGACUUGGUGUUGGAGGAGCUCAAGUACAUGUCAGGGGAAUGGUUUGAGGAGAUGCUGCUGGAGGAGACCAUGGUUACGCUCCAGAGGCUGGAGAAUCAGAUAUCCUGGGCCAAUGUGCCUGAGAUGGCCCUUUUCCUGACCAGGACUAAUCACCUCUGUAUUCCAUUAAUGGACCGCAUAGCUAGCGUGACCAUGGAGCACAUCAACAAGAUUCACUACUCAGCAACUUAUGCCACCUUGCUGCCCUUUGCUAUACUGAAUUAUAAUCCACCAAGGGUGGAUAAGAUGUUUGACAUCUGCAUUCAGCACUUCAUACCUCAUAUCAGUUUCUUUGACCCCCAUCUGCUGGUACUUCUUGCAUACGCCCUGGCUGUGGCUGAUUGCUUCCCAGAGGACCUGAUUCGAGAAAUCUUCAACGUGGAUUUCCUUGCCAAGCUGGAUUCCCAGUUAGAAACCCUGCCUGACGCCCAAAACAUGCGGAUCCGCCUGCGUCUCAUGGAGCUAAAUCGGGCUGUGUGUCUGGAGUGUCCAGAGUUCCAGGUACCCUGGUUCCACGAGCGUUACUGCCAACAGUUGCAAAAGAAAAGGAAUGGUUCUAUCAGUCCUUUACAACAACAAAUUCACAAAAUGCUUGGGGAGGUUCUUGGAGAGAUUAAUUGUGCCAGAGUGGCAGUGCUCACUCCUUAUUUCUACAAAGUAGACUUUGAAUGUGUUCUGGACAGACAACACCAGGCAGUGGCCUACAGUGAGCUAAGCCAGCUACAGAUAUCUGACGAUGAGAAGGUCCGCUGGGGUUCUGACUCUGUAGGGAAGGAGAGGAGUGAGUUCCCUCCAGGGGCACAACGUGUUGCUGUGGACUUCUUGGAGUCCAAAUCCUUCUGCAAACAGUCUCGUCACAUGAAAGGGGAAGCCAUGAUGAGAAAGAGACAUCUGGAGAUUCUGGGAUAUCAUGUUGUCCAGAUCCCUCAUUUUGAAUGGAACUCUAUGGAGCUCUCCACACAGGAUGCAUGGAAGGAAUACCUUAGGAAGAAGAUCAUUACUGAGCUUCCCUGAAGCACCUAGAUGUUGAAUCAAUGACGCGUUAUAUUGCUUUUGCUACUGAUGUGAGAGAAAAAGUCUGCCUUUGGAAAUGUAUAUUUGCAGGCAGAUCAUUGACAAUUGAUGUUAAGCAUCAGCUGUUUAUCAAGUGCUCCUUAUUGCCUUCUCCAAAUCCUAGAGUGGACAUGGCGUUAUGUCACCUCUUGCCAAGAGAGAUUGUAUCAUAUGAAGUGUAACGUUUGUCAAAUAAUAAUACAUGUUUGUAAUAAGAAAUAGCAUUGUUUUUGUGGUUUUGAUUCAUCCAAUUAAUCUGUCCCACAUAAAUCAAAUACAU
Messenger RNA from Coregonus clupeaformis (lake whitefish), 3370 nucleotides. Its product is annotated as FAST kinase domain-containing protein 1, mitochondrial. Gene Ontology annotation, molecular function: RNA binding. The coding region runs from base 538 to 3051 and encodes 837 amino acids. The record is from RefSeq and is a predicted model, not a curated record. Gene Ontology annotation, biological process: mitochondrial RNA processing; regulation of mitochondrial mRNA stability. The transcript has 15 exons. Gene Ontology annotation, cellular component: ribonucleoprotein granule; mitochondrial matrix. NCBI's taxonomy places the organism in Eukaryota, Metazoa, Chordata, Actinopteri, Salmoniformes, Salmonidae.